This is a messenger RNA of Actinia tenebrosa (Australian red waratah sea anemone), 2402 nucleotides long. RefSeq names its product RNA helicase aquarius. Gene Ontology annotation, biological process: mRNA splicing, via spliceosome. Gene Ontology annotation, cellular component: catalytic step 2 spliceosome. Gene Ontology annotation, molecular function: helicase activity; mRNA binding. The record is from RefSeq and is a predicted model, not a curated record. NCBI's taxonomy places the organism in Eukaryota, Metazoa, Cnidaria, Anthozoa, Actiniaria, Actiniidae.
GAUGUGUAUGAGAGUUUCAAUAUUCUCAUGAGAAGAAAGCCAAAAGAGAACAAUUUCAAGGCUGUACUAGAAACCAUUCGGGAUAUGAUGAAUGCAGAAUGUGUGGUACCUGAGUGGCUUCAUGAUAUUUUUCUUGGUUAUGAUGAUCCUACUGCCGCUCACUAUAGCAGAAUGCCCAACCAAAUAAAAAUACUGAACUUCAAUGACACAUUCCUGAAUUACCAACACCUGAUUGAUUCCUUCCCAAAGUAUGAUGUUAAGUUCAUGACUGAUGAUCUAUCAAAGAGAAUACCGCCCUUCAGAAUAACAUUCCCAGAUACCAGUGCCUCAAAGAAGAGGAAACUUGAAGAAGAGAAGCCAAGCUCAACUAAGCAAGAAAUUGUUGUUGAGUCAUUCCAAGUGCCAAACAGAGGUCCUUACCCUUUCAACCAACCCAAGAGAAAUGCAGUUCCAUUCACGCCAACUCAAGUUGAAGCAAUUCGUGCUGGGAUGCAACCAGGACUGACUAUGGUUGUUGGUCCCCCUGGUACUGGUAAGACAGAUGUGGCAGUUCAGAUCAUCUCAAAUCUCUAUCACAAUUUCCCUGAACAGAGAACAUUACUGGUAACCCAUUCUAACCAGGCAUUGAAUCAACUCUUUGAAAAAAUCAUGGCACUAGAUAUUGAUGAGCGCCACUUGUUACGUCUUGGUCACGGUGAAGAAACACUUGAAACAGAGAAGGAUUUCAGCAGGUAUGGACGUGUUAAUUUUGUGCUUGCAACAAGAUUGGAACUGCUCAAACAAGUCCAAAGAUUACAGGAGAGUUUUGGUGUCCAUGGUGAUGUGUCAUACACAUGUGAGACUGCUGGCUAUUUCUACUUAUACCAGGUUGUUUCACGCUGGGAAGAAUACAAAAGCAAACUGAGGAGUGAGAAAGGAAAUGUGGCGGCAAUUGCUGAAUUGUUUCCAUUCAAAGAGUUUUUUGCUAAUGCUCCACAGCCAAUCUUUAAAGGUCAGUCCUGGGAAGAAGACAUGGAAAUCACUGAGCAUUUUUGAUUCAAUUAUUUCCAAGGUCGCGAUAGAACCAACUACUUGCUGGUAAAAGAGGCCAAGAUCAUCGCCAUGACCUGUACCCAUGCUGCUCUAAAACGAAGAGAUUUGGUCGAGCUUGGUUUCAAGUACGAUAAUGUCCUUAUGGAAGAAGCAGCGCAGAUUUUGGAAAUCGAAACCUUUAUUCCACUUCUUUUACAGAAUCCCGAGGAUGGUUAUAACCAAUUAAAACGUGUGGUGCUCAUCGGUGAUCAUAACCAGCUUCCGCCUGUCAUCAAGAAUAUGGCCUUCCAGAAAUUUUCCAACAUGGAGCAGUCAUUGUUCACUCGUUUCGUUCGCCUGGGUGUCACUACUGUCCAGUUAGACGCACAGGGACGUGCUAGACCCAGGUAAACAGAAAUGUUCCAAGUUAUAUCUUUAGGAGUUUUAAUUCACAUACACCUAAUUCAAAAACCGUUGUCAUCGCCAAAGGCGAUAGCUAUAGGCGAUAGGUCAUUCCGACAUGGAAAUGGUUUCGUUGAAUACAAAGAAUCAAACCUUGGUGAAGCAGAAUAUUCUGUGGCUAUWUUCAUGUACAUGCGUCUGAUUGGAAUCCCUGCAGAAAAGAUAGCCAUCUUGACAACAUACAAUGGACAAAAACACUUGAUAAGAGAUGUUAUCAACCAGAGGUGUCAAGAAAUUAAUAUUUUGCCAUCUUGUAUCUUCCAGGUCACCACAGUAGAUCGUUACCAAGGGCAACAAAACGAUUACAUCAUCCUGUCCCUGGUUCGUACYAGGGCUGUUGGUCACCUUAGAGACGUUCGUCGUCUCGUCGUUGCUAUGUCACGUGCCAGGCUCGGUCUCUAUAUCUUGGCGCGUGUUGAGCUGUUCAACAACUGCUUUGAGCUCAGCCCAGCAUUUAAUCAGCUCAUCCAACGGCCAUUACAGCUGUAUUUAGCACCGCACGAGAGAUACCCAUCGGACAGAAGGGUAGGAACACCUCCCAAUGGUCAUCCGCUGAUCAUCACAGACAUGAUUCACAUGCAUCGYUUUGUCUAUGACUUCUAUCAGGACCAUGUUAGAGAACUGCAAACACAGUCACAUUAUGCAGCCAAGGAAACUGGUGCCAUUCCACAACCACCAAAACARGAUGAUCAGACGGAAUCAUUGAAGGAAGACACAGAAAUGGCGGAACCAGAACCGAAGAAAGAAGAAAGUCCAAAAGAGGAGUCGGGCACUCUUAUUGUCAACGAAGUAAAGGACUAACUUCCGUGAUUUUGAAGAUGUUUACAUAAAUGUAUAGACUUUUUUAUUGCCAAGAAACCAAACACUUUGUGCAAAUAAACACGUUUUCAUGUAUAGAAAUGACUAAUAAAGUUAGUUGCUGGAUUAAA